GUAGGUGUGACGUCACGCGCUAACUCGUCCGGCGUUUUUCAUUGAAAACAUUCUUCUCAUUUCUACGAGAUCACAAUAACACAGAUGUUCUCAUUACGUAUUUGUAAUUGAGGUGUCCUGAGAUCUCGUUAUUGAGUCCUGUAAUAUGGAGGAUCUGGCUGUGUUGGACUUGUUGGAGUGUUCUUUGUGUAUGGAGCCCUUAGACCUGUCUGCCAAGGUCUUACCAUACCAGCACACGUUCUGUAAGCCAUGCCUCCCCACCAACCUGCUGCUAGAGAGCAUCCAGGAGCGAGAGUGGGAUCCGCUGGGCACACCGAGGGACAGAUCAGGGAGAUAUGUGUGCUUUAUGGAUCAGGAGGACCUUUUAAGCAGUUACAUUCAAGAUCUGCAACUUCAGCUGCCCAGACAGGGGCAGAACACACAGGAGGGAGACUGCAUUACCUUUAUUAAACAAGUGGAUGAAAACUGGGUUGAGGGUAAACUUGAAGACAAAAUUGGAAUAUUUCCUUUGCAGCUCACAGAGCCAAAUCCAGCGGCGCACAAGCUUCUAGAAAAACGCAAAAGGAGGGACUCUGUGGAAUCACACCCACGGAGCGGCACUAAGGUUAACACGGAGGCUCUCGCCCACAGGCGGCUUUCUGGCACAUCUACUAAUCCAGCCAGGCCUCCAAAUAUCAGUCUCCUCAAUAGCCUGAACUACCCUUCUCUCAGCCAGAGCCUGCAGCCACCUCUUAUCAGCUCCAACGCACACACUGCCUACAGCAAGACGCCACAACUUGCAACAUUUAACAGACCACGUUUGAAGAGCUCUUGCAAAAGCUUGCCUAAGACGAAGGCCGGCUCGUUUAAUCGAGGCUUGUUUAACCUGGAGGACACUUGGUAUACUGCAGCCUUCAAAGGACGCGUCCUACCUAGCACGCAGCCUUCGAAACGAGACACAGCCGUAUGCGGAUCGCGAUGUUCGAACAUUCACCUGCCCCGGUGUUCAGCCUCUCAAUGCAGCACAACGACCACCAAAGAGAAAAAAUUACCAGUUGUUUUCUCACUAUACCGGAGGAACCAAAAAAUGAAUGGUGAAAGUCCACCAACCAUCACCAUGGCACUGAUUAACCCUCAGGCGCCCCCUUUACCCUCAGAGAGCAAGAUGUCUACAACCCAACAGCUCUCCAUCAGUGUGUGUGCAGCACUAUAUUCCUAUACACCCCAUCGCUCGGAGGAGCUGGAACUGAGGAAAGGUGAAAUGGUGGGGGUUUAUGGGAAGUUUAAAGAGGGCUGGCUGCGUGGACUGUCUCUCAGAACAGGCAAAGUAGGCAUCCUACCAGCCAACUAUGUCACACCUGUGCUCAGAACAUCUGCAAGAUUUCAUGAACAAACCAAACCUGCCAUUCCUAGCACAAGCACUUUAUCAACAAAAAGACACACCCAACACAAGCCCCAGGCUGUUGUCCUGGCCCUAGACAGAGUAAAUGCCGACGUCCCUUCAGCUACAAUGCCCAUGAUGUCAUCUGCCGGGUCUGGAAGAGCACCGCAGCAGGGCGGGAAGCAGGGAUGGGGCACAGUGAGACACACCCUGCAUGCUUCACACAGGGGGUUGCCCCUCAAUGGAAGCUACAGUUCAAGUUCCACCCUCAGCCUUCAGCCUCCUCCUCAGGAUUUGGGGCUGAUCUAUACUUUCGGUCGCUCACCUGUUCUGCCCAAAAAGAGAAAUGGUUUAUUCUCAAACCCCAUCCAGACCCAACAACGCACAUAUAAAACAGCACCCUCUACUGGUGGAUAUCAAACAGGAAACAGGGACCCUGCCCAGAAAGAGGCCAGCACAACUCCUCAGUCCAUUCUGGUUAAACCAGAUUCUCAUAAGCACAAUGCAGAGAAGGCAAUAAAGUCAGUACGGUUCCUGACUCAGGACGAGCCUCAGACAACAAAAAUGACACCCCCCGCAUCUGCAGGACAUCUCACCACCAGCUCCCAGCCUGGUCUCUCAUCCCUGGACCACUGGAACCCAUCAGCCAUCCUGGGUCGUGAUGGAAGUUCCUUAGUUCUUAAAGACACAAAAACACCUCUACCCAGAAGGAGUACAGGCCAAGAUCAUGCCACUAUUGACUGCCUCUCACUAAAUAUGAAACCAAUGCUGAUCAGCAACCAGUCCAGUCCUAGUAAACACAGGGUACUGAAGGGGUAUAACACUAAGACAGAUGCAGAACUCACACUGACGGAAGGGGAAAUAGUGGUUGUUCAAAGGCCACGACUGGAUGGAAGGCUUCUCGUGACCCAAGAGAUCAGUGGAAAAACAGGCCUUUUACACAGCAGCAUUCUGGAAAUUCUGGAUAGGGUCCUUUGAGUGUGCCACAAUUUUCUUUCUGUUGUGAACAUGUUAUUGUGUACAUGUCCAGUGCUGUGUUUAGAGUCACGCUGUGUCGAGCUAUUAUGUAAUAAACCAAAAUCAAAAGCAA
Molecule: messenger RNA, 2450 nt
Organism: Myxocyprinus asiaticus (Chinese sucker)
Lineage: Eukaryota; Metazoa; Chordata; Actinopteri; Cypriniformes; Catostomidae
Product: E3 ubiquitin-protein ligase SH3RF1-like
Biological process (GO): positive regulation of proteasomal ubiquitin-dependent protein catabolic process; positive regulation of JNK cascade; protein ubiquitination
Molecular function (GO): ubiquitin protein ligase activity; protein binding
Source: RefSeq, a predicted model, not a curated record